Molecule: messenger RNA, 1322 nt
Organism: Helianthus annuus (common sunflower)
Lineage: Eukaryota; Viridiplantae; Streptophyta; Magnoliopsida; Asterales; Asteraceae
Product: metal tolerance protein 10
Exons: 6
Coding region: 144-1178 (344 amino acids)
Biological process (GO): transmembrane transport; monoatomic cation transport
Cellular component (GO): membrane
Molecular function (GO): monoatomic cation transmembrane transporter activity
Source: RefSeq, a predicted model, not a curated record
AUGCUACUGAUCACACUUGCACAUGUGACCGCUCUCCUUCCGCAGUUAAACAACGUGAUUUGCCUUCGUGGAGACUCGACAUCAAUCACUUCCGGUUACCACAAUCCUCCUUCGAGAGUCACGAAUCUUCCACUAUCCGUCGGAUGCUUCGACGUACUCCAAAAAAACAAGGAAAAGUUGAAGAGUAUUACAAGAAACAAGAAAUGCUCUUUGAAGGGUUCAAUGCGAUGGAAACAAUGAGCAAAUCAGGUUUUUCACCUGCAACCCUAACUGAGGAUGAAAUGAACAAUCUUGCUCGGAGUGAGAGAUUGGCCAUCUAUGUGUCCAACAUAGCUAAUUUGGUUCUCUUUGCUGCUAAAGUGUUUGCCUCUAUCGAGAGCAGAUCAUUAGCCGUUAUCGCAUCGACUUUGGAUUCGCUUUUGGACUUAUUGUCUGGAUUUAUUUUAUGGUUUACUUCACACGCCAUGAGAAACCCUAACCAAUAUCACUAUCCAAUUGGGAAGAAUCGGAUGCAACCUGUUGGUAUUAUUGUUUUCGCAUCAAUAAUGGCAACUCUCGGGUUCCAGAUAUUGCUAGAGUCCGCGAGAGAACUUGUUACGGAGACUCAGCCUAACAAGAGCCGAUAUAACGAAAUGUGGGUGAUUGGUAUCAUGGUAUUUGUGACCGCGGUAAAGUUUAUAUUGAUGAUUUAUUGUCAAAGAUUUGAAAAUGAAAUAGUGAAAGCUUACGCUCAAGAUCAUUUUUUCGAUGUCAUCACCAAUUCCGUUGGAUUAGGAGCAACUGUUUUGGCCAUACGUUACAAAUGGUGGAUUGAUCCCGUUGGAGCCAUAAUUAUAGCGUUAUACACGAUAAAUACAUGGGCAAAGACCGUUUUAGAGAAUGUAUGGUCGUUAAUCGGAAGAACAGCCCCACCAGAGUUCUUGGCAAAAUUGACAUAUUUGGUUUGGAACCACCAUGAAGAAAUAAAACACAUUGAUACAGUUAGAGCAUACACAUUCGGGAGUCAUUACUUCGUGGAGGUAGACAUUGUGUUACCCAAGGAUAUGAUGCUAAGUGAGGCUCAUAAUAUCGGGGAAACGUUGCAAGUAAAACUAGAACAGUUGUCAGAAGUUGAACGGGCAUUUGUUCAUAUCGAUUUUGAGUUUACUCACACUCCCGAACAUAAGCAAAAGGUUUGAAUAGCAAUUGUGCUUGUGUUUGUUACAAAUUCUAACAAUAAUGUAUGUUGAUUCCAUGCAUACAAAUUAGUAUUGUAUGUAUUAAUGCAUCAAGCAUGUACAUCUUAAAAUUUAAGUAAUACAACUACACUUGCUUAUGCUUAA